CCCGUCCUCACUUCUCGUUCUUCAUUGCAGCUUUCGUGCCUUUACCCACCGCCAACACACAAGAUGCAGCUCGUCUAUCUCGUAGUCAUGCUUGGUGCGCUGGUAGCAGCCGGCUCAACCGACCCGCAUGACCAGCAAGCAGACCACUCGCUGGUCCCUAACUCUGGUUACUUGCCGGAGACCAUGGACUUGCCCUGCACCGAGGAGCCUAACAUCCCUGGACCCAGGGUACAGACCGGAAAGCGAUCGCUUCUUAGUGUGAACCGGAAAAGGGAUCCCCAGGUUAUCAAACGCGACCCCGAGACCCUCUACAUCUACUCCGCGCAACGCUGGCUCUGGAAUGAAACCCAGCAGCUGCAGCGCAGAUAUCGUGCGUUUGACCUCCCUGCUCUGAUCCACAUCGCCGAGCAAGCCGCCGGCAACAAUGCCGAGUGCGCCACCAUCUCCAAACUCCCCGAAGGGAACUUCAACAAGGCACUCUUAGUGACCAUGCGGGAUGAUCGGCAGCUCGUGGUCAAGAUCCCCAAUCCGAACGCCGGACCGGCCCACUAUACCACCGCAUCGGAAGUAGCUACGAUGCGAUAUGCAAGAGAAAACCUCCACCUUCCCGUCCCGCAAGUCCUAGCGUAUUGCUCCCGGGCCGGCGACAGCCAGCUAGACGCGGAGUACAUCGUGAUGGAGAAAGCCCGCGGGAUCGAGCUGAGCCGCGUGUGGGAGACUCUCAAGCCGCGCGAGAAACUGUCUAUCGUCCAGCAACUCGGCUCAAUCACUUCUCGACUUUCUUCGGGGAGGUUUCCAGCCCACGGCUCGUUGUACCUGCGCGAGGACGUCGCCGAGUCCGAGGCUCUCGCCCGAGCGGAGGUGGACAUCCAUAGAGGCCCCUGGCCGAGCACGAAGGACACCAUCCACGCCCUAAUCCAGCGCGAACAAGCCUGCAUCCACCAUCUCCCCAGUUUUCCUCGAGACCACCAUCAGGGCAUCUUCAACGGACCUGGUGGAUAUCACCCCACAAAGCAAACCAAGUUAUCCGUUCUACAAGACUUGCUAAGUAUAUAUCACCACCUCCUUCCUAAAGAUGAAGCCCUCAACCAGGGCAUACUCUGGCACAACGACCUCCAUCUGGAUAACAUCUUCGUGAGCCACGACCAUCCCACCGAGAUCACCGGCAUCAUCGACUGGCAAGCGGUCCCCAUCUAUCCGAUGUUCCUGAUCGCCCAUCACCCGUCCCUCAUCGAGUAUGACGGGCUGAAGCCUGAGCGGUUUGUUCAGCCUCGGCUCCCGGAGAAUAUUCACGACCUGAGUCCCGCGGACAAGAAGGCCGCUGGUGAGAUGUAUCUCGCGCAAACCCUCUGGCUUUACUACGAGACGCAGAUUUACAAGGAAGCGCCGGACUUGUUGCAUGCAUUUAAGUACUGCGAGACUGUGCAGUCGGAUCUACUAGGUCUGGUGGGAUCGAUCUUCGACGAUGGAGAGCCACAUGUCCAGAAGCUUCUUGCCACCGUAGCCACGGACGAGGUCUGGAAACAGCUUGUUGGGAUGGAUGAUCGUGGAGAUCCAGUGAUGGCGUGUCCCUUGAAGUACAACGAGCAGGACUUGGUGAGGCAAGCUGAAGAGUACGCCAGAUGGGAGGGAGAUGUUGAGAGGAAAGCCCGGGUGAUCGAGGAAUUAGGGGUGUAUCCCGGGUGGGAUGGAGCUGUUCCACCUGAUGACUAUGAUGAGAUGGCGAGAAGAUUGGAAGUGGCCAAGAAGAGGUUCUUGGAUCGGGAAUCGAGGACCCCUGAGGAACGGAGAGUGUGGAAGAAAGCAUGGCCGUUUGAGGAUAAGGCUGAGUGAUAAAAGUCUGUCUGAGUUGAG
Molecule: messenger RNA, 1854 nt
Organism: Aspergillus aculeatinus CBS 121060
Lineage: Eukaryota; Fungi; Ascomycota; Eurotiomycetes; Eurotiales; Aspergillaceae
Product: phosphotransferase family protein
Exons: 7
Coding region: 64-1833 (589 amino acids)
Cellular component (GO): mitochondrion
Source: RefSeq, a predicted model, not a curated record